Messenger RNA from Rotaria socialis, 699 nucleotides. NCBI's taxonomy places the organism in Eukaryota, Metazoa, Rotifera, Eurotatoria, Philodinida, Philodinidae. The record is from the annotation of a GenBank genome assembly.
AUGAUAACAACACCAAAUGCAGAAUGCAUUUUAUCAGCUCAAUACAUGAGUUUUUCAGUUUCGAAUCGCGCUUGUUAUUGUAGUGAUGAUAACACAGAUACUUAUCAAUAUUUGCUCACACAAACGUAUCCUUGGUUGUAUCCGACUGUGAACUGUACGCCGAUUAUUCGUACAGCGACUGGAGUCACAAAUUUAACUUGUGUCACUGGUUGUUCAACAGAUGGUGGUUAUGUUACUCAUCCAAUUUCUACUGCAACCGAUUGUAUUUCAUACAAUACAUCAUUGGGCAUGUUAACAAGCGAACAAUCUGUCAAUACUACACUCAAUGAAACUGCAUAUUUUUGGUUAGCCUUUCAAGGUAAAGCUUGGAGGGGCUUGGACAAAUCUGCAGCAUCUAGUUCUCAAUGGUCAAUUGUUUCUUUGAUCGAUCUUCGACAACGUUCUGAUGGUUUGAUUAAUACACCACCUGUAGGACAAGUAACUUCAGCUCAAUACGUCCUCGUCAAUCAAACAGCUCUAAUAAAAAUUCAGGUUUCAGAUGUUAAUGUGAAUGACAACAUACGCUGCCUAUGGGCCUCCAAAAACAGUACUUAUCGGGUCAACGAAUGUGGCGAUGCUUGUGGCAUGGGAAACGCGUCUACUCAGACAAAUUUAUCUGAUUGUACCUUAACAAUUACACCAAAACAACUUGGCGCUUGA